GUUGCUGAGACCUUCGCAGCGAGGAGUUGCUGCUGCCUGAGCUCCGGCGAUCGCAGCUGAGCGGGGCUGACGCGCGUCCCAGUGCGGCGGGAGAGGGACGGGCCGCUGGCCCCCCGCCACCGGGGCUUGGAGUCGCCUACAGAGGAUCGGGCCCGAACUCCCCCCAACAAGUUUGCAAAGUGGAGCGGAGCCCGUGUGACCUUGCGCGGAGGGCAGCAGCAGCCGGAGCUGUGUGCGCGCGGGGAGGAGGCGCUGCUCCUGCGAGCUGGGUGAGGUGCUCGGCAAAGAGGAUUUGCUUUGCUGUUUCUGUCCCGGCUUAUGGGAGAGGAAAUUCAGCCAGGGAAGCCACCUUGCGAUGGUCCAGAGAGUCUAAUUCCUCUGCAACUUUGGUGAUGGAGCUGAAGGUCUGGGUUGAUGGUAUCCAGCGGGUUGUGUGUGGCGUCUCAGAUCAGACCACAUGCCAGGAGGUGGUCAUAGCAUUGGCACGGGCUAUUGGCCAGACAGGAAGGUACAUUCUCAUCCAGAAGCUGCGGGAGAAGGAGAGGCAGCUUCUACCGCACGAAUGCCCUCUGGAGUCACUGGCCAAGUGUGGACAGUAUGCCAACGACGUGCAGUUCAUAUUGCAGCGGACGGGCCCCAGCCUGGCCGAGCGCCCUUCCUCUGACAGUGCCCCCCAGGCUCCCGAGAGGACAUUCAUCCGGGCCAGCCUUCCCAUCAAACCCAGGCCGGUCAGCACAGAGGUGCCCAGGUCCCGGGAGCCUAAAAAGUCUAUGACCUUUAACUUGGGCCCUAUGGGCUCCAGCGAUCGGCUCGCCAAGAGCAAGCUGAGACUGCACAAGAGGGACAGUGUAGACUCAAAGGACAGCACCAGUCGCAGCCAUCCAUCCAAGGAGGAGCUGUUUAAGACUGUGCUGCACCAGCAGGAGCAGCUGCAUUCCUUGGAGGUGCACGGGGAUUCCCUGGAAACGGACCUCAGGCACUGGGAGCAGGACAGGGGCUCCAGCCAGGAAGAUGAGAUCCUUUAUCUGGAGCACCUGAUCAGGCGGAAUGAGAUGGAGCUGGGUGAAGAGGAGUUCUGGCAGAGCGAGCUCCACCUGGAGAAGGAGUGCGAGAGGGAGCGGCAGGAGAAGGUGAGGAGCCUGCGGGCCACCAUGGAGGAGUACACUCAGAAAAUCCACGAGCUGACCACCAAGACGGAGGUCCUGGAGAAGGAGAUCCAGUUAGAGAUCACAGAGAGGGCCAGGCGGGCGAAAGAGGCUCCUGCAGAUCUGGAGGACAUGGCUGCCAAAAUGAAAAGGGAUCUGGAAGCCAAGGCCAAGCAGAGCGCCCAGCUGGAGAGCAGCCUGGCGAGCGUGGGGAAGGCCUUGGAAGAAGCCGAAAGGAAUUUGCAGGCCCAGAAUCAAGAGCUGGAGGAGUUAAAUAAGGAGCUGAGGCAAUGUAAUUUGCAGCAGUUUAUUCAGCAGACGGGAGCCACAGUGACUGUUUUGCAGUCCAGACCUGAGGAUGAACCCCAGCUGGAUCAAACUAACCACGAACUGCCAGCCUGCCAGAGAAACGGAGGCCUUCUCCAUCCCAGCACAGACUCUCCUCCUCGACCAAGCGCCAAGCAGUUCCUCGGCCAUCCACGGAACCUUCAGAACCCACUGGUGUCCAGCCUGAACCCCGAGGUCGUAUCAACAAGGCAGAGCAUCUGGAGGUAGAAAGGCCCAGCCACUGGAGGAGUGAUUUGCCUUGCAAGUGUAACUGUAUAUAAGUAAAACCAUGUUCCAUAUAUAUAUAUAUUUUUUACUCCUUUGUAUCAUGAAUGGAUGUUGAUGGCCAUACGAAGUGUUUUUACAGACUGAUGUGUUUUAAAUAACAACACAACAAAAACAAUUCCACCCCAUUUGGAUGAAAAAGACCUGUUGUGGUUUUUUUAAAUGCUUUAUCUAUUUUAAAAAAAAUGAAGAUGCUAAUAUUUCUGGGAAUCCAUAUAGCCCUCAUAAGAUGCAUCAAACGACGAAAGACCUUGUCGAUAAAGCAAAGGACUGCCUUUGAGGGGUACAAGACUUGUCUGGGCUAAACAAACGCUAAGCAAAUAGUGGGUCUUCUGUGCCAUGCUCUGAUGUUCACUUCUCAGGGGAUACUAUGUGCUACUGCUGUACAAUGAAGGAGGCAUGGAAGCCAGGAUUGUGUCCCAUAUAACGCACUGUGACUCUCCCGUGGUCGCUCGUGUUAAUACCCAACAUGUGAGGAAAAUGGAUGUUUAUCAGGAAACAUAACGAACUAUCCAGCUGCCUGGGAGAUGGGGAACUCUGUUCGUAGUCCUGCGGAAGCCGGGUUUGUACGAUCUGGGGGAGAACUUGUACAACCUGUUACUCUUUGGACCAGGCAGCAUCAUGACUAGGAGCAUCUGCCUGAUGCUGAACAGAAUUAGCAAAGACUUUCCAGAGGUGGUAUAAUGGGAUUGAGGGGCUGCUGGUGAUGUCUUGUGCCAAGUGCAUCAUCUUUCAAAAGCGUCAUUUGCAAAGUAGAGAGGACUUGAGAUGGAAUAGCUGGAGUGACAUCUAGUUCCCAAUGAACCGCAACUCUCACCCUGUGAGUCUUGAUAUUUGUAUUUACAUACUGGACCCCUCCUGCUUUCUAAAACACAUUCAGGUCAUUGAAAAAAAUGAGGUAAAAAUGUUGAUGAUUGAAUGGCAAACUGGCAUAUGCAUGAAGCUUCCAGUAGGGCUGUCUUUGCUACAGGUAGCUUCACCCUGACCUGGGAUUCAUUGUCCUUCAACCUCCACCCAUAUAACUCCCCCAGAGGUGUCUGCCUCUCUGUCUUAAGGCUAGUUCAAUAGGUUGCAUGUCUACCUACCAUGCCCUGUAACUCUGCAAAAGCUCUGUCUACACCUGGUUCCAUAUUGCAGAAGCCCAGAUGUACAUCGAACUGAGCCAGGAUUGGAGAGAUUUGUGGGUCGGGGAAAGGAAAGUUGAACACUUGCUCUGUGGGGAGUGUCUUGGCCGUUGUCCCCUAAUACUUAAAUGCCAUAUGUAUUAUUGCCAUUAACCAGUAUUUCCAGCCAUUCACCCUUUUCCUAAUGGAAGUACUGAAAAAAGUAGUUCAUUCGUCAGGUAUUUGCUGCUUUCGUUUGUCAAGACAGCUCUCUUGUGCCUGCUCACUGCUUACACUGGCAAACAAAUUUAGUCAGAUGGUGGCUUACUGUAACCUGAGCAACCCAUUGGUUUUCUGCUGUGGCUGUCACUGCCCUAAUUGGCCUAAAAUACACAGCGGAGAAUCCGAAUGCUCCUCCUUGAAAACGCUCUGGUUCAGAACCAGGCUGCUGUUCAUGUCAUACAAUAUACAUGAGCUAAAAGGGGAGGAGUAGAAUGGAAACAGCCUCUUGCUGCUAUUCUGCGCUUAUUAUGGUAGCACCUAUAGGCCCCAAUUGAGAUCAGGGUCCCGUUGUGGUAGGUGCUGCACCAGGUGUCAGAUGACACAGUUCCUACCCCUAGAAGCUUGCUGCCUGGUCUUUCAUUGUGAGUUCUCUUUAAGAUUCCAAAGGAUAGAACCCAAAUAUUCCUUCCUCCUUUUAAACAAACAAAUAAAUACAUUCUAAUGCAUGCUGCAUUAGUAACAUUUCUCAUCUAGAUGCGUCCCAAACCAAAGAUGACCAUUGUGUUCUUUCUCUCCUCUCAGGGUGAGCAACAGGCUGUGUUGCUGGUCUGAGACUUUUUCAGGAGCAGAGAGAGGAGUUGACUCCAAACAUUCUGUAGUGCUCAUUCAUCAGUUUUUAGAAACCUCUGCUUUCCAGGGCUGAGUAACUGCUUAGCAUUUCUUGCAGAUUUCUGACCCGUUUUACGAGGUGUGAAUGGAUACCAUUCAACUUAAAACUCUCCAAUGUGGGGGGAGGGGGAGCAGGGACGGUCAGAAAAGAGACUGUAAACAGGACAUUGGGAUUAAUAUUCGUUGAGUGUUUCACCCAAUUCUAAAAAUCAAGCCACGUUCUCCCUAGCGUUCUCAAAUCUUACUCAAUGUACAAAUUGGAUAGGGUUGACAGGCAAAAACUUGACGUUUGUCUAAACAAAACAGGCUUGAACUGCAAGAGACUGGGAACAGGUGAGUGCAUCUUGGAAGUUGCUUUUCUCACCAUAAUCCUAUUUUUUUUUUAAGUGUUACCAAAACCUCCCUCAGAACAAGCUCUUUAACAAGUGCAUGUUAUUGGGCUGUGAUAUAUGGGGAAUGAUGGACAUGCUGUCUAACAUUUCAUGCUGAAUGUUUUUACUUGAUGGCCAGUAAAAAAAAAAUUACUUAAAAAAAAAAAAAAUCCUCUGUCCCAACAUGUUUUUCCAUAUUUUAAUUGUGAAUUGGAAACGGGCAAGUCUAGGGAAUGGGACUGGAUGAUACCUAGAGGGCCCCAAAGUCCUGAUUUUUGUUUUACAAAUGUCCUAUAUACUGUAUACAAAAAUGUGACUUGGAUGCUGUGUUCUUUGUAAAAACACUUUCUAUGUAUGAAUGUAUCCUGUGUUCUCAAACAUUGUCUGGUUUAAAUAAACAUACAGAAAGGA
Messenger RNA from Malaclemys terrapin pileata, 4533 nucleotides. It is a transcript of the gene RASSF7, whose product is annotated as Ras association domain family member 7. The record is from RefSeq and is a predicted model, not a curated record. The coding region runs from base 393 to 1700 and encodes 435 amino acids. The transcript is spliced from 6 exons. Gene Ontology annotation, biological process: signal transduction. Lineage: Eukaryota; Metazoa; Chordata; Testudines; Emydidae.